Molecule: messenger RNA, 1602 nt
Organism: Exophiala viscosa
Lineage: Eukaryota; Fungi; Ascomycota; Eurotiomycetes; Chaetothyriales; Herpotrichiellaceae
Product: fungal-specific transcription factor domain-containing protein
Exons: 4
Coding region: 1-1602 (533 amino acids)
Biological process (GO): DNA-templated transcription
Molecular function (GO): zinc ion binding; DNA binding
Source: RefSeq, a predicted model, not a curated record
AUGACCAGAAAGGAUAUCCUCCUGACCUACUUCAUCGAACACAUCAACUGGAUCUUCCAAACUGUCCACAUUCCCACUUUUCGCAAGGAAUAUUCGAACUUCUGGGAUGGCGAGAUCGAAAAAGCCGACUUGGUCUGGAUGUCUCUCCUGUUCACUAUUCUAUCGCUGAGUGCGUUGUACAUCCCUGGAGAUGUUGUGGAACUUGUUAGGCUGCAACGAGGGUCAAUCCGUCGAUAUGCCGACACCUGGCAUCAUGCAACACGUCAAGCUCUCCAGGCGGGCAACUUCGAGGAAAAGCCGACGUUGAUCCAACUGCAAACGUUCUCUGUGACCCAACUCUAUUGGUACGCGACCAACAACAUUGAAGUGCUGAAUUCGCGCAUGGGCCAAGCUAUUCGGAAUGCCCAAGCAUUAGGCUUACACAAGGAUCGAGUACCAGCUAGAAAUGUGGACGAAGAAAUGAGGCAUCGUCUCUGGUGGGAUCUUGUCGACUCAGAUACCUUCCAGUCGAUAUGCCUUGACAGGCCACCCUUGAUACAGGUGCACCUCUGGGAAGUGCCUUUCCCACUCAACUGCAAUGAUUCCGACUUGGGCAACGACUUUGCUAAACCACAUCCACUGACUGAACCAACGGCAAUGAGCAUGAACAUAUAUCGAGCAAGAGUAUUUCAGCUGAUCAACAAGGCCUUGGUCUCGAACCCUUCACAGUUCAGAUCAUACAAAUUCAUAGUAGAUCUUGACCGCGAGCUGUUGAGGGUCAUGGAGAAGCUUCCUUGGUAUUCCAAGCUCGACACGGACCGGAAGGUCAAAUUGUUUCCGGGAGCCUAUGACUUCCUACCCUGGGAGAACCACAUCCUUCGUACAUGUGUCAGCACGCAGCGAAUCCGGAUGUACCGCCCCUUCCUCGCCGAUCAAAGCAAUAACGCAUUCAACGAGUGCCUUGCUGCUGUGGAAGACGCUUUGCUCGUUUAUAGGACUCUGCGGGAUGACAAGUCUAUGAGGUCGCAGCAGAAGUUCUAUCCACAAGCGUACCAGAUCUUCUCCGUUGCCGUCACUUUGGCCGCCCUGCUGCUUGUGGAACGCAUAAUACCACAAGCAGCACAGUUCAGAGUUGAUGUACAGACUAUGGCGACGGAUCUAAAAGUCCUCGAAGAUCAAGCGAGCCCAGUCCCAGUGGCGGCGAAUGGUCAUAGGGUGCUGUUAAAGAUGAUGGAAUUGUUUGAGCAAGGAGACACUUGUUCUCCAGAAGAUACCGAACGACUUGUUCCCGACAUAUCCAUCAUACUAGGCGGCGAGAGCUCAACAAGAGCUUAUCUUGGUCGACGUGUAUGCCAUGGUUUGCAGCACCAACGCAUGCUUGGCCAGACUACCACCGUGGCCGAGCAAAUUCCAUCGGCACAAGGUCAAGAGCACCAUAAUGCGGCCGAUCCAGUUAUGAACACUCUAGUGGACGAUCAAGACCUGUCAUUUGACCCCAUGCUUGAACCCGGAGAGGGCAUGUUUGACUUCGAUCAAUCUCAACUGGAAGACCCAUACGAAUUGUUCAGCUGGGACAUGACAGGGUUGUUGUCCGAUGCAACGACAGGCAUGAGACCUUCGUGA